This is a messenger RNA of Crotalus tigris (Tiger rattlesnake), 2606 nucleotides long. RefSeq names its product endothelin-2-like. The transcript is spliced from 7 exons. Gene Ontology annotation, biological process: vein smooth muscle contraction; intracellular calcium ion homeostasis; regulation of vasoconstriction. The coding region runs from base 87 to 731 and encodes 214 amino acids. NCBI's taxonomy places the organism in Eukaryota, Metazoa, Chordata, Lepidosauria, Squamata, Viperidae. The record is from RefSeq and is a predicted model, not a curated record. Gene Ontology annotation, molecular function: hormone activity; endothelin B receptor binding. Gene Ontology annotation, cellular component: extracellular region.
UGAAACCUCAGAAGCGUCUCUGGGCAGCUGUGGGGAGGGAAAGGGGCAGCAAAUUGGCCGCCUCUUAAAGGAUUAAGGUAGCCACAAUGGUAAACAAUCUGUCCUGUUUCUUUUCUUUUGCAGUCGCCCUCUGUGUCCUGCAGCCAGAAGGCCAGGCGACAGCAGAAUCUGACUACCUGGGAAACAACAGUCGGCACCAGAGGACCAAGCGAUGUUCUUGUACCAGCUGGAUAGACAAGGAGUGCAUCUAUUUCUGCCAUCUUGGUAUCAUCUGGAUCAACACACCAAGCCACUCUGUACCUUAUGGGCUGGGAAGUCCUAAAGCACGAAAGAAGAGGUCCCUCCCCACAUGUGAGUGCUCACAUUUCAAGGACACCAUCUGUGCAACUUUCUGUCAUGGCAAUCCUCAAGAUCCCCCGAAAGUUCAGCUGCCCAUGGAUACAGGAAUGUUGGCAAAGCUUCAUCAGAGCAGAAAUCCCAAGCUUGACAAGUUAAACUUUGGAAAGUUUUCAGGCCAGGCGACAGCAGAAUCCCACCACCUAGCAAUCAAUAGUCAGCACCAGAGGACCAAAAGAUGUUCUUGUGCCAGCUUAAUGGACAAGGAGUGCCUCUAUUACUGCCAUCAAGGUAUCAUCUGGCUCAACACAGCAAGAAAUCCCCCCAAAAUUCAGCUGCCCAAGGACACAGGAAUGUUGGCAAAGCUUCGUUCACAGCAGAAAUCCCAAGCUUGACAAGUUGAACUUCGGAAAGUUUUCAGGAUCUUAUUCUUUCUGGAACUGAAUUUUCUAGAAAACUCUCUCCAAGAUAUCACAGUCUUCCACGGGAAAAGAGCUUCCUGAAGAUAAAGGGAUCUUUAUCUUUAUCUCCUUGUCUUAGUGAAUGGAGUCCUCCAUUUUCAAAGGUGCUCCUCUAUUAAGGAGUCAAAGGACAUUGAGGGAGAAGAAGGAAAAGUCUACAAAAAGCUGGGACUGGGAUGAACAAGGAGCACCAUUGCCAAUGGAACAGUUCCCCUGUUAUUCCAAAGAUCGUACUGAACAGGAGAAAACAUCUCUCCCUUUUUCUCCUGCUCCUUGAUAUUGCUCCUCCUCCUGUGCCUCUUUGUUGGGUGAAGAUUGUCCAUGGGGUUCCCAGAAAAUGCCCAGGUGGAGAACUGGCAUUUUAUGCAUCCAGAAGUAUUUGGGGGAAACGCAGUAUGUACAACCUCAAAUGUGACAAUACAAUGAAAGUCCUUCCCACCCAUUUCACUAGAACUUGUUUAUGCUGUUCUGGCAUUUGAUUUUAGAGGGAGUUUGCUUGUGGGGAUUAAACAGCUUCCCCCAAGACUGUCCUGUCCAAAUUCCUCUUUAUUUUUCUGUCAAUGCAGGUAGUCUUCAACUUACGACCACAGUUGAGCCCCACGUCUGUUGCUAAGCAAGACGGCUGUUAAAUGAGUUUUGCCCCAUUUUACGAUCUUUCUUGCCACAGUUGUUCAGUGAAUCACUUAAAUGGCUAAAUUAGUAAUACAGUUGUUAAGUGAAUCUGGUUUCUCCAUUGACUUUGCUUGUCAGAAGGUCGCAAAAGGGGAUCACGACCGUCUUAAAUGUGAGUCAAGUGUCAAGCAUCCGAAUGUAAAUCAUGUGACCCUGGGGAUGCUGCAAUGGUCAUAAGUUUGAAAAAUGAUCAUAAGUCACUUUUUUCAUUGUAAUUUCCAACGCUUACUAAACAAACAAACUGUUGUAAGAUGAGGACUACCUGUACAGAUUUGGGAAUGAGACAGAUGCAACCUUCUUUGGGGUACCUUCUUUUCUCCCAAGCCAAAAAAAUACAAGGGGAAGGGGGAGCUAAGUGGAGUAUUCCUUAUUUAAAAUGUCAUAAGGGAUCAAGAAUAGUUUAACCAGGUUAAUUGCCACAACUUCACUUAAGAGUCUAGGCCUCAUGUCCAUAUUUUUGUAUUAUAACAAAAGUCCAUCAAAGAUUGUUCAUUCGCUCUAUGAGACUUUUUUUUAAAGUUGAUUCAGGAAACAAGCAUUUCAUCUCAUUUUCAUUGAAGGGAAUUCCUUCCUUGUCUAAAUCACAGGACACUUUAGCUCCUUUCCUUACAAGGUUUAGCUUUGGUUAUGAACCAUAAUGUCCAAAGAAACACGUGGUGGGAUAUGCAAUCUGGCUGAGAAGCUCUUGUCCUAGCUUGUUUCUAUGGUGAUUGUGGUUUAAAAGUUCUCUCUCUGUAUAGCUCUUUAAAAAUAUUGCUUCAAAUGUUUGUCUUGUAUAUGACUGCAUCGAGCACAAUGUAUAUUUUUCUAAAAUCCAAGAAGGUCUGUUUUACUUUUGCACUUGAGCAGAUUUUGUUCAGUCUCAAAAAAAAAAAAAAAAAUCUACUUCCUCGCACAAAAAUUAGUAAAAGGGCCUCAUUCUGUACAUUCCUAGAUUUAUGCAACAAAGGAUGUUAUGGAAAAAUGAACUUAUCUGCCAUCUCCCUUUGUCCAUAUUUGAUGCACCUUCUUUAUGUAGCAUUCCAAUGCUUGACUAGACGUGUAGAUAUAUGUAGAUAUAUUUAUUUUUCAAACUUUUUUUUACUCUAAAAUACAAACUUUUAUUUGUAAAAAAUAAAAAUAAAAAUCCCAAACCAA